AUGCAAAAAGCUAAACGAACAUUUCUCCAUGACGCUGUAGAUUUUGUCACACUUGGAUCACACUCAUUACAAAGAGACGACUUUUCUGAUUGUUUUAAACCAUUAUCUCCGUAUGAUUUACGCCGUGGAAGUGUUCCCUAUAUUUUCUCUUUCUUUGUUCGAUACUUCAUUAUAUUUCCAAUCAGAAUGACCAUUUUUACAAUUGGCAUGUUUUUGAUAGGAUUCCUCUUUCUUUACGGCAGGUAUUUUAGGAACUACGGUGUCAUCCAGGACAGCUUCAUUAUCUUCAAUAAGUUUACAAUGCUAGUACUGAACUGCCAUGUCACCCACAAAGGAAAGAAGAAACUGAGAAAUGAACCACAUAUAUAUGUGUCAAAUCACACCACAUUUGUGGACUACUUGAUCCUUAGCAGCUACAAGUUCAGCCAUGCAUGUAUUUCUGAAGGUCAUUCUGGAUUAUUUGGCUUUAUCAUUACACAUAUCCUAUCCAAGAAUGGAUCAAUUGGAUUCAAAAGAAGCGACAAACAAGACAGAGCACAAAUUCUUGUAAAGGUAAAAGAGCAUAUACAUGAGAAAAAGGCGCCCAUGCUGAUAUUUCCUGAAGGGACUUGUGUAAAUAAUGAGUCUAUUGUUCUAUUUCAAAAGGGUGCAUUUGAACUUGGAACGUUGAUUUGUCCUGUAGGAAUUAAGUACAAGAAGGACAUGACUGAUCCAUACUGGAAUAGAAGAGAGCAUGGGUUUACACUCCAUCUAUUUUACUUGUUCACUAGAUGGGGUAUUGAUGUUGAAGUGCAUUGGAUGAAUCCAAUGCAUAAAAAAACAACAGAGGAUCCCAUUACAUUCUCACACAGAGUAAAACAGGCCAUAGCUCGUAAACUAAAGCUCAGAAAUACAAUUUGGAAUGGGUAUUUUAAAAGUUCGCCUGUUCUUAAUGAUCGUGAAAUAUUGAAAAAUUGCUUUAUUUCUGUUUAUUUAAAGAUGAAAGAAAACAAGCUUGGAGAGGAGAAAAGAAAAGAUAUAAAUGAGGGAAGGUACUACCUUCUUGAUGAAAAUAUUGAUAAUACUGAGAAAGACGAUAAAGUAUACUUUGAUCAGUUAUCAUAUAGGAAAUUUAUUAACGAAUGUUGCAAGGAAUAUUUGAGAACCAAAGCACUUACACCUCAGAUGUUGUAA
Vittaforma corneae ATCC 50505 is the source of this 1173-nucleotide messenger RNA. RefSeq lists its product as uncharacterized. Gene Ontology annotation, molecular function: glycerol-3-phosphate O-acyltransferase activity. The transcript has a single exon. The record is from RefSeq and is a predicted model, not a curated record. The coding region runs from base 1 to 1173 and encodes 390 amino acids. NCBI's taxonomy places the organism in Eukaryota, Fungi, Microsporidia, Nosematidae. Gene Ontology annotation, cellular component: endoplasmic reticulum. Gene Ontology annotation, biological process: triglyceride biosynthetic process.